AUGUCGCGUGUCACGCUCACCCGCCACAUCUCGAUCCAGCCGACGCGGGCGGAGCAGGCGGCCAGCGCCAGCACCGGCGCGGUCCUGACCAGCGUCUCCAUGUCUCCGCUCGAGGUGAUCAAGGUGCGGCAGCAGGCGGCACCCACGCUCUCCAUGCGGCAGGUCUUCUCGCGGAUGAUUCGCGAGGAGGGCACCCUCUCGCUCUGGAACGGCCUUCGGCCGACCCUGCUCAUGAACGUGCCUUCGACCGUCAUCUACCUGACGGUGUACGAGGAGGGGCGCGACCGACUCACGCCCAUCGCCGGCGGGGCCUGGGCGCCGCUCGGGGCGGGAGGCUCGGCGCGUGCGCUCGUGACGUCUCUCUUCUCGCCGCUGGAGCUCCUGCGCACGCGCAUGCAGGCGACGGGCUCCUCGGACGGCCUCGGCGCGACGGCGGCGAGGGUGGUGCGCUCUGGCGGCGUGGGUUCGCUGUGGACCGGGCUCGGCGCGUCGCUGUGGCGGGACGUGCCCUUCUCAUGCAUCUACUGGGCGCUGUACGAGGCGUUGCGCCGGCGCGCAAAGGCGACGCCCCCGCACGGCGAGGCGACGCACCCGCAGGGCGAGGUGACGACGAGCGCGGCCUUCCUCGCCGGCGCCGCCGCGGGCAGCGUCGCCGCGCUCGCGACGACGCCGCUCGACGUGGUCAAGACGCGGCAGCAGCUCGCGGCGGGGAGUGGCGCGGCGGCGGAGGGCGUGCUCAGCGUGGUGCGCAGCGAGGGCGCGGCGGCGCUCUUCGCCGGCGUGGUGCCGCGUGUCGCACGCGUGGCGCCCGCCAACGCAAUCAUGAUCUCGACCUACGAGCUCGGGAAGCGCACGCUGGCGCCGCUGCGGGAGCUGGCCCAGUCCCGAGCGGAGGAGUGUGCAGACGACUGGCAUUGCCCAAUCUGCACGGUGAAUGGCCGCUGA
Molecule: messenger RNA, 945 nt
Organism: Emiliania huxleyi CCMP1516
Lineage: Eukaryota; Haptophyta; Isochrysidales; Noelaerhabdaceae
Product: putative mitochondrial carrier protein
Exons: 2
Coding region: 1-945 (314 amino acids)
Biological process (GO): mitochondrial transmembrane transport
Source: RefSeq, a predicted model, not a curated record